Rodentolepis nana is the source of this 411-nucleotide messenger RNA. Lineage: Eukaryota; Metazoa; Platyhelminthes; Cestoda; Cyclophyllidea; Hymenolepididae. The record is from the annotation of a GenBank genome assembly.
AUGUUCUCCAAUUUUAGGGAUUCACCCUCUGGGAUGAAAAUCCAGUUAAAGCCUUUGGUUUUGGCAUCAGACAAUGAAAAGCUUCGUAAUCAGGAUAUAAAUUUUAUCGAAUCUUCCAGUUUCGUUCAGACUGAAUUCCGAUCUUCUCGGGGUAACAAAAAUGUAUUCAAAUCUCCCGAGUCAACCGGUGGUGGGUUAAAUGCAGUGACAGGCACUAGUGGAGAAUAUGACACGUUGGUGCGCGAACGUGCCCAUGAAGCGGCCAUUUUCGGAACUGGCCGAGGUCAGCCUCUUGGCACUCUGCCCAGUGAUGAAGGCGGUACUGGUGCCGGGUCAAAGAUCGUAUCCACCAAGGAAGUGGUCAAAGAGAUCAUUCAUCCCAAUGUAAGCGUCUCCUGGUAUUUUAGUUAG